This is a messenger RNA of Orbicella faveolata, 2397 nucleotides long. RefSeq lists its product as uncharacterized. The record is from RefSeq and is a predicted model, not a curated record. Gene Ontology annotation, cellular component: nucleoplasm. NCBI's taxonomy places the organism in Eukaryota, Metazoa, Cnidaria, Anthozoa, Scleractinia, Merulinidae. Gene Ontology annotation, molecular function: RNA binding.
AGCUUGGCACGUUGUUCUCUGACAUUCGUUUCAACGCCGACACUGUGUUUCUUAUCAAUUCUUCUCCUUAGUAUUGACCAGUUAACAUGACUACGGGAACGGAGAAACCCAGUACAAGAGUUAUUCAGGUGACAAAUAUCGCCCAAAAUGCCACAGUUGAUCAAAUGAAAACGCUGUUUGGAUUCUUGGGUGAAAUUGAAGAAAUGCACCUCUUUCCUGAGGAUCCAAUGAUUCACCUUGGUACAGCUACGCGAGUUUGCUUUGUUAAGUUUACUGACCCUUCCAGUGUGCAUGUAGCUCAACAUCUUACAAACACAGUCUUCAUAGACAGAGCGCUAAUAGUUGUACCAGUUCAGGAUGGAACUAUUCCAGAUGAAUCUAAAGCAGUUCAGUUGGCAGCGCCUGCAAGUGCUGUAGCUGGAGGCUUCACAGGAUCAUCAGGAGGGUUACUGCCCACUCCGCCAAUACCAGCUCAGGUUCCUAUUGUCCCAGGUGUAGUUUCUACUGUCAUUCCUGGGUUGGCCACUGCCCUGACUGUACCUGCCCCAUUACCUCCUCCACCUCCUCUCAACAAUGUGGACCCCACUAAAAUUGAUGAAAUACGCAGGACAGUCUAUGUUGGCAACUUAGACACGACGCUCUCUGCAGAGCAACUUAUGGCAUUUUUCUCAGGCUGUGGUGAGAUCCGAUAUGUAAGAAUGUCCGGUGAUGAAACCCAACCCACCAGGUUUGCAUUUGUUGAAUUCUCUGAGGCUGGUGCAGUGAACACAGCUUUACAGUACAAUGGAGUGAUUUUUGGUGGCAGGCCUCUCAAGGUUAGCCACUCAAAAAAUGCAAUUGUGAAGCCAGCAUCCAAGUCCUCAGAUAAGGACCGGAAAGAUAUUGACAAAGCAAUGCGACGUGUUAAAGAAGCAUCUUCUAUCAUUGAGGAUGAAAUAGAUCCUGCUGAUAGGUCUAAAUCUCGCUCAAGGUCACGAUCUAGAAGAAGAUCCAGUUCAAGGUCAAGGAGACGUAGGUCCCGUUCCAGGUCAGGCUCACGUCGAAGGAAACAAUCCCGCAGCCGCUCACCUUCCAGGGACAGGUAUAGGGAAAGACGUCGCAGAUCUCGGUCUUCAUCAAGACAUAAAAGUUCACGACGUUCUCGUAGCAGGGAGCGAAGAAGAGGUCGUCGUUCAAGGUCUAGGGACCGCCGUUCCAGAUCACCAAACCGAUCACCUGAUAGGUCAAAGGAAAGGAAAAGAACAGCUUCACCUGAGCGGUCACCAUCAAAAGAAAAGAAAUCCCAGAGGGAGAAGUCCGAGGCUGCUGAUAAGGAUGAAAGCUCUGAAGAGAGGACUGAAAAAAGACGAUCUAAAGACAAAGAGAGAAAUAGAGAAAUAGAAAAGGAAAGAGAGCGAAGAAAGGAAAAAGAGAAACAGAGGGAAAGGGAAAAAGAAAGACAAAGGGAACGGGAACGGGAACGGGAAAAGGAAAAACAAAAGGAAAGAGAGCGGGAGAGAGAAAGAGAAAGAGAGCGGGAGAGGGAAAGAGAAAGGGCGAGGUCAAGAAGUCAGUCUCUGUCACCAUCACCAAAGAGAGGUUCUUCAAGAGGUCAUCAUAAGAAGAGAAAAGAGCGAAAAGUGAGAGAGAAAAAGUACAGCAGCUCACAAAGUGCUGAUGAAGAAAGUGACAAAGAAAGAGACUAUCCAGCAGGAAGUGAUGAGGAAAAGGAAAAGACGAAAAGAAGUAAGAGGCAUGGUAGUACAGAGAGAGACAGUGAUGGUUCUGAUUAUGAAAAGGGUAAGAAAAAGAGGCCAAAAUAUGUGGAGGAGGAAGAAAUGGAUGAAGUUGUCUCUGAGAGUGAAAGACGAGAUGAUAAAGAGGACAGAGGUAGAGACGAAAGAGAAGAUAGUUCAAGUAGACGAUCCAAGAAAAAGUCCAGGAGCUACAAGAAGAAGCCUGUCAGUGCAGGCGAUUACGACAGUGAUAGUGACUAACAUUUGUCUGAGUUGUAUUGCUUUUCCUCUAGUAUCACAUGAAUUGUAGCAAGCAUCGUAAAGUUAUCAGUUCCUGUAACGGUGCCUCCUACAUCUUUUGUUAUUUUAAAAGCAGUGGCUUUUCCGUACCUAACACGUUUUACGAGUGUAACAAAGUUUAUGAUGCAUUGUAUACAAAAAUGUGAGGGUUUCACUUGAUCACCGAUGAUUCUCUCAAAUUCAUAUUACAACCUGUGAAACUAACCAAUGCCUUUAAGGUUCCUUCCAGUGUAAGUUCCUUGCUCCCUGCUCAAUCCUGUCCCCAAUGUAAUUUUGUUGUCAAGGACAACUUUUAUGUGGCUUUGUCUAUACUGUUUUAAAUAAACUGUGUUGCCUUUACAAACUAGAUAAUGAAUUGAAUUACGCACUCGUCUAAAUAUGA